Messenger RNA from Sinocyclocheilus anshuiensis, 1232 nucleotides. Its product is annotated as myoD family inhibitor domain-containing protein-like. The record is from RefSeq and is a predicted model, not a curated record. Bases 433 to 897 code for a protein of 154 amino acids. Lineage: Eukaryota; Metazoa; Chordata; Actinopteri; Cypriniformes; Cyprinidae. The transcript is spliced from 3 exons.
UUGCAAACUGGCUCUUUUUUUUUUUUUUUGUCAACUUUAAUAUAAUUUAGCCGCAUUAAAACCAAAGAACCAUCCCUGAAAUGCUGCAGCAGCAGAAACCCUCAUGAAAUCCAUUUCACAAAACUGCAGCCACGCUGGAAACUCUUCAGAGACUCUUUGCACGUGGAUGGUGUUUAAUAAUUUAUUCAGCACAGGUUAUUAUAAAGAUAUUCCACUCAUAUCUUCUUUCUCACGCUCAAGUCAGGCGUAUUAUUGCAGAUUCAUCUGCGUAGCAAUUACAUCUUGUUUUGGGAUAGUUCUGGGCAUAACGGCCAAACUAUUGGUUGACUCUGGCACGUGUUAAGCUCAGAUCCGACUGAAGUAUUUAGCUCAUUUGUUUUUGGGAAUAACAGGCUCAUAUCAAGAGGCAGGGCUGCUGGAGUCACUCCAAGAAUGAGUGAAGCUGUGGUUAGUGGGGUGAGGAGGUUGAGCACCAUCUCGGAGCAGGACGGGGACGCUGAAGCGGAGCCCGUGUCCCUCGUGUCCUCAGGGGACAGUGAGUGGGCAGGAUCCAGUGCUUCGCUCUGCUCGCGUGGAAAGCCCAGCGCCCAGAGCAGCUCCUUCACCUCCUUUGAGUCCUAUCAGCCUGACGCAGCAGAUGACUGCGCCUCCAUCCUGCUGGCUUGCCUGUACUGCCGCUUCUGUGAUGUUAUGGCCAUGCUGCCUGACACUUGUGAGCGGGCGUUUGGCCGCUGCUUCCCCUCUUACAAGUAUUACAACACCUCGGAUGAGCCGUCCAAAGGAAAAGACUGCUGCAGCUGUAACGUGGAUUUUGACUGUGGUUUCAUGAACUCCUGUCAAGAUGCCAGUGAGCUGAUAGAGCUGGCGAUGGAGAUAUCUGAGGUCUGCUACCGCUAACAGCCUCUUAGCUGUCUGGAGAUCAGAGCAAAUCAUUCAGGAUGGAGAUUCUCCAUCGGUGCUCGAUUCCCGAUUCCACAUGGUGUGCGUUUCAAAACGAGACACAGUUGCUUGUUUUGAAAAAAUAGGGUAAAUUGUCACCUCUUCUUUUUGGCAACAAAAUAAAGCAUGUGACAGCAUUUUCAGGACAAGAUCAUGUAAUUUAAGGAAAGUACUGGGUGAAUAUAUUUGCGAUUCUUCUUAUGGGAAUUCGUUUUGCGUCCAUGUGAUGGGAUGUGAAAACUAAACCUAAAUGUGAACGUUUAACCUAUCCAUUGUGUAAAGCAUGAAAAAUG